This is a messenger RNA of Calypte anna (Anna's hummingbird), 2109 nucleotides long. RefSeq names its product NMDA receptor synaptonuclear signaling and neuronal migration factor (gene NSMF). The coding region runs from base 30 to 1559 and encodes 509 amino acids. Lineage: Eukaryota; Metazoa; Chordata; Aves; Apodiformes; Trochilidae. The transcript is spliced from 14 exons. Gene Ontology annotation, cellular component: cytoplasm; nucleus. The record is from RefSeq and is a predicted model, not a curated record. Gene Ontology annotation, biological process: positive regulation of neuron migration; regulation of neuronal synaptic plasticity.
CGCGGCAUGGGCAGCCGCGGGGUCCUGCGAUGAGCGCUCCCCCGGCGGCUUUCCCCCGAGCGAAUAUGGGCACAGCCGUGUCCAAAAGGAAGACGCUGAGGAACGAGGCCAUGUCGUCGGUGGCGGCUAAAGUGAGAGCAGCAAGGGCUUUUGGAGAAUACCUUUCACAGAACCAUCCUGAAGGUAGAAAUGGCUCAGAUCACCUGCUAGCAGACUCCUACAUGGGCCAGGAGGACUCCCCGGAGAUGCAGCAGGCGGCACAGAACAAGCGCCGUCUCUCCGUCAUCUCGGACGGGAAAUUCGAGAGGAGCUUCUCUGAGGAGCAGACAGAGAAGAUGCCGAGCGAGGGCCCCAAGCCUCGGGUCUACACCAUCUCUGGGGAGAGGCCGAUGCUCUCGGACCAUGAGAACGAAAGUAUGGAACUGGUGGUGAUGAAGGGAGCUGCCCCGGAGGAAUGUCACCACAGCCAGCACGGCGCAGGCGGCUCUCACGGCACCGGCAGGCACUGCAGGGGCUGGCAGGGCAGCAGACCCAGCUCCAAGGAGUGCCCAAACUGCACCCGCCUGGCUGCCCCUUCCCAACAGUCCUUUGACCUGGAGCAGCAGCAAUCCGGAGAGACUGGGUGGCACAGGAAAAGGCUGGAGAGGAUGUACAGUGUGGAUCGAGUGUCUGAUGAUGUCCCCAUACGAACCUGGUUCCCAAAAGAGAACCUCUUCAGUUUUCAAACUGCUACUACAACUAUGCAAGCGAAUUUUCGGAAGCACCUCCGCAUGGUGGGGAGCCGGAGGGUGAAAGCACAAACAUUUGCCGAACGGCGUGAGAGGAGCUUCAGCAGGUCCUGGAGUGACCCGACUCCCAUCAAAGCUGAUUCCCUCCAUGACUCUCGAGAAAGCCAUGACCUUCAGGAUUCCUGUGGCACUUUGGAUGGAGACUUUGACUUGAACUGGGAAGCAGAAAAGGAACUUGAAGCCAUGGCGUGUGAUGGAGAAGACUUUAUUCCACCAAAAAUAAUGCUCAUUUCCUCCAAGGUGCCCAAAGCAGAGUAUGUCCCAACAAUUAUCCGCAGGGACGACCCCUCUAUCAUCCCCAUCCUCUACGACCAUGAACACGCCACCUUUGAUGACAUCCUGGAGGAAAUAGAGAAGAAGCUCAACAUCUAUCGGAAAGGCUGCAAAAUCUGGAAGAUGCUGAUAUUUUGCCAGGGGGGUCCUGGUCACUUAUACCUGCUAAAGAACAAAGUUGCCACUUUUGCCAAAGUGGAGAAGGAAGAAGAUCUGAUCCUCUUCUGGAAGAGGCUGAGCCGGCUGAUGAGUAAAGUCAAUCCUGAACCAAAUAUCAUCCACAUCAUGGGCUGCUAUGUUCUUGGAAACCCCAAUGGGGAGAAGCUAUUUCAGAAUCUGAAAAACUUAAUGAAUCCUUAUAGGGUUGCCUUUGAGUCUCCACUUGAACUAUCAGCUCAAGGUAAGCAAAUGAUUGAGACUUACUUUGACUUUCGCCUUUACCGCCUCUGGAAGACCCGGCAGCACUCCAAGCUCCUGGAUUACGAUGACAUUUUAUGAGCUGGGGAAGACUUUGGAAGAGGAAGCUGAUCACCCGUGUCCAAGAAGUCGUGCUGAUUGCAGAGAGACUUUUUUAUUGGCACAGAGAGUCCUUCACAGCCCAACGGGAGGCAGCAGUGCUAAAGGGAGGGAGGAAGGAGCCCUCGGGAGUGUGUGGAGAGGAGAAGGGUGAAGAGAGACUGGAGGGGAAGGUUGGAGACCUCACACGCCUCGGGUCAGAGCCAGGGUGUCCCAGGAGGAGCUGUGAGAAACAAGGACAGGAUGGAUGGAGUUCCUUGCAGAACUGAGCUGUUUUGGGUCAGAAUGGGCCAGAUUUGAUUCCGGGUCCUUUUAAAGACUUUUGAAGCUCAGGUUUUCUUACAAAAUAAUAAACCCAGUUAACCCGUGCACUACGAUGAAGAAGUGACCAGAGCACAGAGGAAGAGGAGGGGUUGGUACUGUGGAACCUUCUGUGCUGGGGAUUUUGGAGAGCAAGGACUGCUACACCUACUCCUGCAAGCUUAGAUCACAAGGAUCCAGUUUCAAUGUGAAUAUAUACUGGAACAUAGAA